Molecule: messenger RNA, 2220 nt
Organism: Miscanthus lutarioriparius
Lineage: Eukaryota; Viridiplantae; Streptophyta; Magnoliopsida; Poales; Poaceae
Source: the annotation of a GenBank genome assembly
AUGAGUGGAGUGGUUGCACUUGCACUGCUCAAUGGACCAGGUUUUCGCCUCAGGGCAUGUGGAUCUGUUAGUUCACCUCCUGCAAGCAAGUAUAGCUACAAGGUUCACCACCACUGCAGAAUUAUGAAUCCUUACUUUGUUGGGAUUCUUGUCCCCAUCGCGGUCUCCCUGCUGCUCCGCAAGAGGAGAAAGGCCGAAAGGAAGAGGGGAGUGCCAGUCGAGGUUGGUGGGGAGCCUGGAUAUGCAGUCCGUAACUAUCGAUUUGAGCAGCCUGUUGAGACACACUGGGAGGGGGUGUCCACACUUGCAGAGCUGUUUGAGCAAUCUUGCAAAGAGUAUGUCUACAUGCCACUCCUUGGCACCAGGAAGCUCAUUUCAAGGGAAACUGAAGCAGCACCUGGCGGGAGAUCAUUUGAGAAGUUGCAUCUGGGCGAGUACGAGUGGAAGUGUUAUGCAGAGUGCUUCAAGAGCGUUUGCAGCUUCUCAUCUGGACUAAUUCGAGUAGGUCACCAGAAGAAUGAACGUGUUGCUAUUUUUGCUGAGACACGGGCCGAGUGGCAGAUUGCGUUGCAGGCAUGCUUCAGACAAAACAUUACAGUUGUCACCAUCUAUGCCUCAUUGGGUGAGGAAGCAUUGUGUCACUCACUAAAUGAGACUGAGGUCACUACUGUAGUUUGUGGUCAGAAAGAACUAAAAAAGUUGAUUGAUAUAAGUGGGCAACUUGAUACUGUCAAGCGUGUUGUCUAUAUCAAUGAGGAAGGCAUCUCAGCUGAAGUUUCUUCAGCUCAAAACUGCACUAGCUGGAUAGUUGAGUCAUUUGAGGGAGUAAUUAGGUUAGGAGCUGAAGCACCUGUUGAAGCAAACAUGCCUCUCCCUUCCGAUGUUGCGGUGAUAAUGUACACAAGUGGUAGCACCGGAUUGCCCAAGGGAGUUAUGAUGACCCACCGCAACGUCCUGGCUACACUCUCAGCAGUUAUGACCAUUGUGCCUGUACUUGGCAGUAAAGAUAUAUACUUGGCCUACCUCCCACUUGCACACAUUCUUGAGUUGGCAGCAGAGGCACUAAUGGCUGCUGUUGGGGCCUCGAUAGGAUAUGGAUCACCUUUGACCCUGACUGAUACAUCCAGUAAAAUAAAAAAGGGAACUCUAGGUGAUGCUUCUGCACUAAAGCCAACAUUGAUGACUGCUGUACCUGCUAUACUUGACCGUGUCCGUGAUGGUGUGAGGAAAAAGGUGGAUACAAAGGGUGGUAUAGCAAAGCAAUUGUUUGACGUUGCCUAUAACCGUCGGCUGGCUGCAAUCAAUGGAAGUUGGCUUGGUGCCUGGGGAUUGGAGAAACUCUUGUGGGAUAUGCUUGUGUUUGGAAAGGUGCGUGCUAUUUUGGGAGGAAAGAUUCGGUUUGUACUUUCUGGUGGAGCACCUCUAUCUGGAGAUACUCAGAGAUUUAUCAAUAUAUGCCUUGGGGCUCCAAUAGGGCAAGGUUAUGGUCUGACUGAAACUUGUGCUGGAGGGACAUUUUCUGAGUAUGAUGACACAUCUGUUGGUCGUGUUGGUGCUCCACUAGCUUGUUCGUAUAUUAAGUUGAUCGACUGGCCUGAGGGUGGAUACUUGACUACUGAUUUACCAAUGCCUCGGGGAGAAAUAGUCAUUGGGGGUCCGAAUGUAACUAAAGGCUAUUUCAAGAAUGAAGCUAAAACAAAUGAAGUGUACAAGGAUGACGAAAAAGGUAUGCGAUGGUUCUAUUCUGGUGACAUUGGACGAUUCCAUCCAGAUGGCUGCCUUGAAAUCAUUGACCGUAAGAAAGAUAUUGUGAAGCUUCAGCAUGGCGAAUAUGUAUCCCUCGGGAAGGUAGAGGCUGCUUUGAUUGUGAGCCCAUAUGUGGAGAACAUUAUGAUCCAUGCUGAUCCUUUCCACAAUUACUGUGUUGUGCUUGUGGUAGCUGCACACAUUGAGCUGGAAAGCUGGGCUUCACAGCAAGGAAUUAAAUACAGUGAUUUCUCAGAUUUGUGCCAGAAGCCAGAGACUGUUAAAGAAGUGCUUGGAUCUUUAUCGAAGGCCGCAAAGCAAGCGCGACUUGAGAAAUUUGAGAUACCAGCCAAAAUCAAGUUGAUACCAGAGCCAUGGACCCCCGAGUCGGGACUCGUCACUGCUGCCCUCAAGCUCAAGAGGGAGGUGAUCAGGAAGACGUAUGAGAAUGAUCUGGCUCAGCUGUACGCAUGA